Molecule: messenger RNA, 3221 nt
Organism: Pectinophora gossypiella (pink bollworm)
Lineage: Eukaryota; Metazoa; Arthropoda; Insecta; Lepidoptera; Gelechiidae
Product: zinc finger protein OZF-like
Exons: 11
Coding region: 92-1147 (351 amino acids)
Biological process (GO): regulation of transcription by RNA polymerase II
Cellular component (GO): PcG protein complex; nucleus; transcription regulator complex
Molecular function (GO): RNA polymerase II cis-regulatory region sequence-specific DNA binding; DNA-binding transcription factor activity, RNA polymerase II-specific
Source: RefSeq, a predicted model, not a curated record
CAAGGAGUCUUCUUGUAUGGAGAAAAAUAUCAAUAUUUACAGAUUUUUAUGUGUUUUUCAGUGAAUUUGUGUAAAUUUGUGUUUUACCACGAUGGAUAAAUGUGGGAUAUGUUUAAAACCAGCCGUUCAACUUUUUGAAACUGGGAAGGAAGGAGUGUAUGCUUGCUUCAAAUGCCAGCCACUGGUGCCCGAGGUGACCAUUGGGGAGAAUGGAGAGCAACCAGGACAGGUACUGGAGGACCAGACCGAAAAGGAUGAAGACGAGUCAUCAGGCAACUUGUACUGUGGCAUAUGCCAGAAGUCUUUCCAGAAGAGCGGGCAGCUGCAGAACCAUCUCCGCAAUCACCGUGCUGAGCGACGCUUCAUAUGCACCUACUGCAACAAGGCGUUUUCCCAGUCGAACAACCUCCGCGCUCACCUCCGUAUUCACACAAACGAGCGGCCAUACAAAUGCAGCGAAUGCGGGAAGGCUUUUACACAGGUCACCAACUUGAAUAAUCACGUGCGUUUACACACGGGGGAGAGGCCCUUCGUGUGUCCCGAACCUGGCUGCAAUAAAGCGUAUGCACAGGUGACGAACCUGAACCAACACCGCAAGCGACACCUCAACGGGCGCCCGGUGGAGACCACGUACGACUGCACCAUCUGCGGGGAGCAGUUCCAACAGAGGAACCACAUGUACACGCACAGACGCGACGUCCACGCAGAAGUACCGAAGGCUUCAUCCCAGAGUCCGAUGCGGCGACAUGUCUGCAAACUAUGCGAUCUCGCGCUGCCCAACGAGAGACAGUUGCAGCAACACGUCGCGCAACAUGUCGCUGACCACAGCCCCAGCGAGCCCGAGGACAACGCGUCAGACGGGUCGCUGUCGUGCGUGUUCCGCUCGUGCGGCGCGCGGCUGUCGUCGGCGCACGAGCACACGGAGCACCUGCUAUCGGCGCACCAGCUGCGCGUGCUCACGGCGCGGGCGCCACAGCCGCCGCGUCGCGGCCGCCCGCCCAAGGGACACACCGCCGCUAUACUGCGGAAGACAAAGCAAGAACGAGAUCCAUUGGAGAUAAAGGAGCCAGCAUUUCGACCGAUCAAAAUAAUCAACGCUGACGAUAUGCAGUUCACUCCAAAACUAAAAGCACAGUUAUUCCAAUGAGCGAGUACAGUGACACGUUUCGGGGACAAUUCAGUUAUAAUAUAUCGGAAUCACAGCGCACCGCUGUACCUUCGCAUGAAGCUAAAGCGUAAAUAAGCUUACUUAAGUACAUUAUAAAGCGUUUUUCGAAAAAUAAAUGAAUAUUGUCUGAGAACUUGGUGGUACGCACUACUGUGCGUGAAAAGGGAUAGCCAUUAUUUAAGCAGUUUAAAGUCAAAAUCACUUGUUUAUAUUUCAAAGUAGUUGAAUGCACUAUUUUUAAAUGUGCACAUGUGUUACGGCUUACGGCGCACGGUAGAGUGUGAAUCCAAGUUCUAAUUAACAAUAAAUAUUAUCACGUAAGAGUUUAAAUAGUAUGCAUUUAUAAGUCGAUUGUUCAAAAUGGAGUUAUCUUAUAAUUGUUAGUGAUAUCGUAAGUGCAAUUUAAUUUCACGAUAAAAAAUAUAGUAAUAAUAAGGUGUACAAAGAUGGAAUAUCGAGUAUUAUAUGGUUUAUAAGAUAAAAUUGAGUUUUAAAUUAAUAAUAUUCAUUGAGAGUGUUCAAGCAAUAGAAUUAAAUUAUGAUCUCUAAAAUUAGAACCUCAACCAUGAAAUAUGCAUAACAAAGUUGAAAUGGAUAUAUAUUAGUGUCUUUUUUAUUUACGUAAUCCUUUUGAGAAGGACUCAAUAUUAACUACUAUAAGUCGGUACAUUUUGUAACAUUUACAUUAUUUUAAUAGAUUUACUUUAAGUGUCGUAAGGUUUAUUGCAAACGACUGAUGGUUAUGGGUCAAGAAAUUUGGUAUGUCAGGAUCAUAAUAAGGGAAAUUCAGAGUGAGUGGUCUCUACUCACCGUAAUCAAAAAUAGACGCGACUAUAUGUAUGUAUGGGUCGGUCGGAAUAGGUAACAUUAUUUGUAGGACUAAGAGCGAUUUCAGAUUAGCGUUUCUUUCUACGAGUCGUUUCGGCACGCGCGCUAAAUUUCGCUUUAUACCGGCGUGUUCGAUCGAAUUAAUGGUGGUCAGUUUAGUAGCAAUAUUAUAUAGAGUUUAAAAGCACGUUGGCAAAAGCGCGUCUAUACACGCGCUUCCAAACACGAUCAUACACGCGCAUUUAAAUAAUUUCUUUUUGUCAUUAUAUUGUUUAACCUAAUUAUUAUUGGUCGUUUGCGAUAAGUCUUAAUUUCUUAUCGUCAUAACGUAUCCCGUCUUCAAUAUAUGUUUAUUGAUUGUAUUUUUACAAAUACUUUAAUAUGCGUGCUUUAUGGAAAGUUCGUUUGCAGGCAGUUUCUAAUAGUUGUAUGAUUUUGGUAUGCGAUUUAGAUUGUUACUUUGCCAUCUUUAACGUAGCGGCUUCAGCCAUAGACUUAGAUCCGUAAGCAAUGAUAUCUUGGGGUCAUUAUAAUUAGUUUUAUUUAAAGAAGCAAAUCUUUAUAUAAGAGACCGUUGAACUAGUGAGAAUCACUAGCAAAUCUCAUUAGGUUCUACUGCAUUUAAAUAUUUUUUCUGUAACCGAAGUAUUUUACUGUUAAUAGUCUAAUGACGACUACUGAAAAUGUUGUGAAUGUCUUAUGAACUUGUGUGUUGUAUAGGGAGUCUACAAACACAAUACAACACUAUUUUGUGCACAAUCACACAAGAAAAUAACACUAUACAAGUAGGUAAGAAGAAGUACAGCAGGCGGUUUUAUUGCUAAUUAGCAAUUUCUUCCAGGCAACCUUAGGGUGACAAAAACUGUCAUUAGAAAUAAUAAUCGGGGCGGAGUCUAUUCAUCUACUUUUUAAUUUACAUUUGAAAAUAUUUCUCUUUUUCGGCAGCUUUCUUUUAAUAUACCUAUUGAUAAAGUAGUUAUAGAUAAUUUAUUAUAAUAAAAAUAUACCCUCAUCCAACCAAUUUUAAUAAAAAAACAACAAUUAAAUUAUCUAGUUAUAAUGGCCCAAGUAAGUUGUAGACUAAGGUGAAAAUGUUCCUAUGAAUGUAUCAGAGCGGUUAAAUAGUCGGGUAGCGUGUACAGACCAUUAAGCUAGACGUGUAAAGUGUACGUGGCAGAUUUUUCUAUUAACAUACAUUUAUCUUAAAAUAUAAAAUUUUAAACUA